Colletotrichum godetiae is the source of this 1993-nucleotide messenger RNA. Its product is annotated as large neutral amino acids transporter small subunit 1. Gene Ontology annotation, molecular function: L-amino acid transmembrane transporter activity. The transcript is spliced from 4 exons. Gene Ontology annotation, cellular component: membrane. The record is from RefSeq and is a predicted model, not a curated record. Gene Ontology annotation, biological process: amino acid transmembrane transport. NCBI's taxonomy places the organism in Eukaryota, Fungi, Ascomycota, Sordariomycetes, Glomerellales, Glomerellaceae. The coding region runs from base 92 to 1672 and encodes 526 amino acids.
CACUCACCUUGCAUGGAUUUGAAAGGUCGCUGUUAAGACUUAACGCCUCUCGGCCCCAAGCUGAGCAAACUCAAAGUAAGCUCAUCCGACGAUGGCGGACCUCCUCCGCACCGACGAAACCUCGCCGUUUCUCCAACGGCCCCCGGCCCCAACAAGAUCCCGCGAUACUUCCCCGGCGGCAUCGGCGUCACACAAACUCACCCUCUUCAACGGCCUCGCAAUCGUCAUCAGCCUACAAAUCGGCUCGGGAAUUUUCAGCGUGCCCUCACAAAUCAGCCAGUUCGUCACUGCGCCAGGCUACGGCCUUCUGGCCUGGCUCUUUGGUGGUAUCCUUGUCUGGACGGGCGCUGCCUCCUUCAUCGAGCUCGGAUUGCGCAUCCCCAAUAAUGGCGGCAUCCAGGAAUACCUGCGCGCCUGCUACGGCGAGUUCGCCGGGUUCUUGUUCACAUGGGUCUGGUGCACCAUCAUCAAACCCGCGGCGAACUCAAUGAUUGCGACGAUUUUUGCGGAUUAUCUCACCGAGGCCUUUGUCGCAGACCAAGAGACGCUGUCGUCUUGGGUGUCGAAAGUGGUGGCGGCGAGCUGCAUCGUGAUCAUGACGCUGGUUAAUUGCCUCGGCGCGACCGCGGGCGCACAGGCGGCCAACGUGUUUCUCUUUCUGAAGAUGGCGGCUCUGACCAUCAUCAUCGUUCUUGGCUGUGGCGUCUGGGCCUUUGGUCACGGAGAGGGUGUUCCCUCGUCCGAGUAUGGAUGGUUUGGCCAGGCUCCCGAGCAGCGCGAAAUAGGUCUUUGGGAGUGGCUCGGUGAUUUUGGGACGGCAACGUUUGGAGCAUUGUGGUGCUAUGCCGGCUGGGAAAUGGUUGGCUUUGUCUUGGGAGAUAUGAAGAACCCAAGGAGAGAUCUGCCCCUCGUAAUCAAUGGCUCCAUGAUUGUAGUGAUCAUCGGCUUCAUGCUGAUGAAUGCGGCUCUGUAUGUCUGCCUGCCGAUGAGCGUCAUGCGGACGAGCAGCACUGUCGCUGUGGACUUCGCGAACAGAAUCCUCGGAACUUGGGCUGGGCUUCUCUUUUGCAUCAUAGUAUCCAUCUCGGCAAUGGGUGCUUUGAACUCUAACGUGUUCGGGACUGCCAAGCUCGUCGUUGUUGCUAGUCAAAGGGGAUAUUUCCCUUCGAUCCUGGCAAAUCUUCACUGUAGUCACGAAAAGGACGAGGCUGCGUGUGUCGACGAAUAUCUCGCAUCUGCGCCAAGACUGGUCCGAGGACCCAUCAGGGGUUUCUUGUCUUGGACCCAGAAUCGCAGGUGGAGGCGAAACGUGCCGUUACUUCCCCUUAUGCUGAACUGUGCCUUGUCAAUCGUAUAUGUAGCUGUCGGAAGCUUCAAUGGGCUCGUCACUUUUAUCGGACUGGCGGCUUACAUGAUCUUCUUCUCGUCGGCCGUUGGACUCAUCCUUCUCCGUAGGAGAGACGGCCGCAUGCCGGGGGCGAAGGCUGCCGAGUAUAGCACUUGGCUCAUCAAUCCUGUCAUCUUCAGCGCCAUCAGUGGCCUGUUGGUUGUCAGAGGAGUCAUCUCAGAACCUCUGCAGGGAGGGGCCAUUCUCUUGGUCGCCUUAUUCGGCGUCGGCUUUUUCUCGCUCAGGUUUGGCUUGCGCGGCUUCACCCACGCAGAGACCGAAUAAGGCUCGCCCAGCCAUCCAUAUUUCCGUUAUGGUCGUGCAGCAGCUUCAUUGCUUCCCCGGCCGAAGCAGUCAAACGCGGCUGGCCUGUCCGCUCCGGAGCUUGGACUGUCCUCUCAAGCACGCUCUCCGGUCAACCCUGAGUUUCUUAAGUUUGUGACGCGAUAAAGGCUAGCCAAAGUUGCUCUUGCAGAACAGACUCGCAGAAUACAACAGCACAGCUCCCAACGGCUGUGAGUUUGGCCUGCUUCCCCACAGCUAGCCAAGUCGCAGUCGAGUGUCAGCGGUGAAUCUGCAGGAGUUAGGCACGUUGGAUGCCGGAGG